Molecule: messenger RNA, 8148 nt
Organism: Emys orbicularis (European pond turtle)
Lineage: Eukaryota; Metazoa; Chordata; Testudines; Emydidae
Gene: TENM3
Product: teneurin transmembrane protein 3
Exons: 29
Coding region: 1-8148 (2715 amino acids)
Biological process (GO): heterophilic cell-cell adhesion; neuron development; signal transduction
Cellular component (GO): membrane; neuron projection
Molecular function (GO): cell adhesion molecule binding; protein heterodimerization activity; protein homodimerization activity
Source: RefSeq, a predicted model, not a curated record
AUGGAUGUGAAAGAACGUAGGCCUUAUUGCUCCCUGACAAAGAGCAGAAGAGACAAAGAACGACGUUACACAAAUUCUUCAGCAGAAAAUGAGGAGUGCAGAGUGCCUACACAGAAGUCAUACAGUUCAAGUGAAACCCUGAAAGCUUUUGAUCAUGAUUCCUCCAGGUUGUUGUAUGGAAACCGGGUAAAGGACUUAGUCCACAGGGAAGCAGAUGAGUAUACCAGGCAAGGACAGAAUUUUACCCUAAGGCAGUUAGGAGUUUGUGAACCAGCAACUCGUCGUGGACUGGCAUUUUGUGCGGAAAUGGGGCUCCCCCACAGAGGUUACUCUAUCAGUGCAGGGUCAGAUGCUGAUACUGAAAAUGAAGGAGUGAUGUCUCCAGAGCAUGCCAUGAGACUUUGGGGCAGGGGGGUCAAAUCAGGGCGCAGUUCCUGUCUAUCAAGCCGUUCCAACUCAGCCCUCACUCUGACUGAUACUGAACACGAAAACAAGUCCGACAGUGAGAAUGAGCAACCGCCAAAUAACCAAGGCCAGUCGACCCUGCAACCUUUGCCACCUUCUCACAAGCAGCAUUCAGCACAGCAUCAUCCAUCUAUCACCUCCCUUAACAGAAACUCAUUGACAAAUAGGAGGAAUCAGAGUCCGGCCCCGCCGGCUGCUUUGCCCGCCGAGCUGCAAACCACACCCGAGUCCGUCCAGCUGCAGGACAGCUGGGUCCUUGGCAGUAAUGUGCCACUGGAAAGCAGGCAUUUCUUAUUCAAAACAGGAACAGGGACAACACCACUGUUCAGUACUGCAACACCAGGUUACACAAUGGCAUCUGGCUCUGUUUAUUCCCCCCCUACUCGGCCACUACCUAGAAAUACACUAUCAAGAAGUGCUUUUAAAUUCAAGAAGUCUUCAAAGUACUGUAGCUGGAAAUGUACUGCACUCUGUGCUGUAGGAGUCUCAGUGCUACUGGCAAUACUGCUAUCCUACUUUAUAGCAAUGCAUCUCUUUGGCCUCAACUGGCAGUUACAACAGACUGAAAAUGACACAUUUGAGAAUGGAAAGGUGAAUUCUGAUACCAUGCCAACAAACACUGUAUCAUUACCUUCUGGCGAAAAUGUAAAAUUAGGGGGAUUUGCACAAGAAAACAACACUAUAGAUUCUGGAGAACUCGAUAUAGGCCGAAGAGCAAUACAAGAGGUUCCUCCGGGGAUCUUCUGGAGAUCACAGCUCUUCAUUGAUCAGCCACAGUUUCUAAAAUUCAAUAUCUCCCUUCAGAAAGAUGCAUUGAUUGGAGUAUAUGGCCGAAAAGGCUUACCCCCAUCACAUACCCAGUAUGACUUUGUGGAACUCCUUGAUGGUAGCAGGUUGAUCGCAAGAGAACAGCGCAACCUGCUUGAGUCAGAGAGAGCAGGCCGACAGACAAGGUCUAUCAGUCUCCAUGAGGCAGGUUUUAUCCAGUAUUUGGAUUCUGGAAUCUGGCAUCUGGCUUUUUAUAAUGAUGGGAAAAAUGCAGAGCAGGUGUCUUUUAAUACCAUUGUUAUAGAGUCUGUAGUGGAAUGCCCCCGAAAUUGCCAUGGAAACGGAGAGUGUGUUUCUGGAUCAUGCCAUUGUUUUCCUGGAUUUCUGGGCCCUGAUUGUUCAAGAGCAGCCUGCCCAGUAUUGUGUAGUGGCAACGGGCAGUAUUCCAAAGGGCGCUGUCUCUGUUUCAGCGGUUGGAAGGGUACAGAGUGUGAUGUGCCUACCACCCAGUGUAUUGAUCCUCAAUGUGGGGGCCGUGGGAUCUGUAUCAUGGGCUCUUGUGCCUGCAACUCUGGGUACAAAGGAGAAAACUGUGAAGAAGCUGAUUGCUUAGACCCAGCCUGUUCCAGUCAUGGUGUGUGUAUCCAUGGAGAGUGCCACUGUAAUCCAGGAUGGGGUGGUAGCAACUGUGAAAUACUGAAGACAAUGUGUCCAGACCAGUGCUCUGGUCAUGGGACGUACCUUCAAGAAAGUGGUACCUGCACUUGUGACCCUAAUUGGACAGGUGCAGAUUGCUCAAAUGAAAUCUGUUCUGUGGACUGUGGCUCUCAUGGUGUUUGCAUGGGUGGAACAUGUCGUUGCGAAGAAGGUUGGACUGGACCAGCCUGCAAUCAAAGAGCCUGCCACCCUCGCUGUGCUGAACAUGGAACCUGUAAAGAUGGGAAGUGUGAAUGUAGCCAGGGAUGGAAUGGAGAGCACUGUACUAUUGCUCACUAUUUGGAUAAGAUAGUUAAAGAGGGCUGCCCUGGUCUGUGCAAUAGUAAUGGAAGAUGUACAUUGGACCAAAAUGGUUGGCAUUGUGUUUGCCAGCCAGGUUGGAGAGGAGCAGGAUGUGAUGUAGCCAUGGAAACUCUGUGCACUGAUAGUAAGGACAAUGAAGGAGAUGGAUUAAUUGACUGCAUGGAUCCCGACUGCUGCUUGCAGAGUUCCUGCCAAAAUCAGCCCUAUUGUCGUGGACUGCCUGAUCCCCAAGAUAUCAUUAGCCAAAGCCAACAAUCACCAUCUCAGCAAGCUGCCAAAUCUUUUUAUGAUCGGAUCAGUUUUCUUACAGGGCCGGAUAGCACCCAUGUGAUACCUGGAGAAAGUCCGUUCAAUAAGAGCCUUGCAUCUGUCAUCAGGGGCCAAGUAUUAACUGCCGAUGGAACGCCACUCAUUGGAGUUAAUGUCUCCUUUUUACAUUAUCCAGAAUAUGGUUACACAAUCACUCGCCAAGAUGGAAUGUUUGAUUUGGUGGCAAAUGGUGGUGCAUCUCUAACUCUGGUGUUUGAACGAUCACCAUUCCUCACACAGUAUCACACAGUGUGGAUUCCAUGGAAUGUCUUUUAUGUCAUGGAUACCCUGGUCAUGAAGAAGGAAGAGAAUGACAUUCCCAGCUGUGAUCUGAGUGGAUUUGUGAGGCCAAACCCUGUCAUUGUGUCAUCACCUUUAUCCACUUUCUUUAGGAUUUCUCCUGAAGACAAUCCCAUUAUCCCUGAGACACAGGUACUUCAUGAAGAGACUACAAUCCCAGGAACUGAUUUGAAAUUAUCAUACUUAAGCUCCAGAGCUGCAGGAUAUAAAUCAGUUCUUAAGAUCACGAUGACCCAGUCUGUUAUACCAUUUAACUUAAUGAAGGUUCAUCUUAUGGUGGCAGUGGUGGGAAGACUUUUCCAGAAAUGGUUCCCUGCAUCCCCAAAUCUGGCUUACACUUUCAUAUGGGAUAAAACUGAUGCAUACAACCAGAAGGUCUAUGGCUUAUCUGAAGCUGUUGUGUCUGUAGGUUAUGAAUACGAGUCUUGUUUGGAUCUAACUCUCUGGGAAAAGCGGACUGCCAUUUUGCAGGGAUAUGAAUUGGAUGCCUCUAACAUGGGUGGUUGGACAUUGGAUAAACAUCAUGUGUUAGAUGUUCAGAAUGGUAUCCUCUACAAAGGAAAUGGUGAAAAUCAAUUUAUUUCUCAGCAACCUCCAGUUGUUAGUAGCAUCAUGGGCAAUGGACGAAGACGCAGCAUCUCAUGCCCAAGUUGCAAUGGCCAAGCUGAUGGUAAUAAACUACUAGCUCCAGUAGCCUUAGCUUGUGGGAUAGAUGGCAGCCUGUACGUAGGGGAUUUCAACUAUGUUCGGCGGAUAUUCCCAUCUGGAAACGUAACUAGUGUUCUUGAACUAAGAAAUAAAGAUUUUAGACAUAGCAGCAACCCAGCUCACAGAUACUACCUUGCAACUGACCCAGUCACAGGAGAUUUGUAUGUUUCUGACACUAACACUCGCAGGAUCUAUCGUCCAAAGUCACUCACUGGUGCAAAAGACCUGACAAAAAAUGCUGAUGUAGUAGCAGGAACUGGAGAACAGUGCCUUCCAUUUGAUGAGGCAAGAUGUGGUGAUGGAGGCAAGGCUGUGGAAGCAACGCUCAUGAGUCCCAAAGGACUGGCAAUUGACAAGAAUGGAUUAAUCUACUUUGUUGAUGGAACCAUGAUUAGAAAAGUGGAUCAAAAUGGAAUAAUAUCAACUUUGCUUGGCUCUAAUGAUCUAACCUCAGCACGACCUCUAACGUGCGACACUAGCAUGCACAUCAGCCAGGUACGUCUGGAAUGGCCCACAGAUUUGGCUAUCAAUCCAAUGGAUAACUCCAUUUAUGUUUUGGAUAACAAUGUGGUUUUGCAGAUCACUGAAAAUCGUCAGGUCCGUAUUGCUGCUGGGAGACCGAUGCACUGCCAAGUGCCUGGCGUGGAAUACUCUGUAGGAAAGCAUGCUGUACAGACCACUUUAGAAUCAGCAACAGCUAUUGCAGUGUCCUACAGUGGGGUACUUUACAUUACAGAAACUGAUGAAAAAAAGAUUAACAGAAUAAGGCAGGUUACAACUGAUGGAGAGAUCUCGUUAGUUGCUGGAAUACCAUCAGAGUGUGAUUGCAAAAAUGAUGUCAACUGUGACUGUUACCAAAGUGGUGAUGGCUAUGCUAAAGAUGCCAAACUUAAUGCUCCUUCCUCCUUGGCUGUGUCUCCAGAUGGUACAUUGUACAUUGCUGAUCUUGGAAAUAUUCGGAUACGAGCUGUGUCAAAGAACAAGCCCUUGCUGAAUUCAGUGAACUUUUAUGAAGUUGCCUCUCCAACUGAUCAAGAGCUCUAUAUCUUCGAUGUUAAUGGUACUCACCAAUACACUAUGAGUUUAGUCACUGGAGACUAUCUGUACAAUUUUAGCUACAGUAAUGAUAAUGAUAUUACAGCAGUAACGGAUAGCAAUGGAAAUACACUUCGUAUCAGACGGGAUCCCAAUCGGAUGCCAGUGAGAGUGGUGUCUCCUGAUAACCAAGUGAUUUGGCUGACUAUAGGCACCAAUGGAUGCCUGAAGAGCAUGACUGCCCAAGGUCAAGAGCUUGUUUUGUUUACUUAUCAUGGCAACAGUGGGCUUCUGGCAACUAAAAGUGAUGAGACUGGAUGGACUACAUUUUUUGACUAUGACAGUGAGGGUCGUCUCACAAAUGUUACAUUUCCAACUGGAGUGGUCACUAACCUUCACGGGGAAAUGGAAAGGGCCAUUACAGUGGACAUUGAAUCAUCUAGCAGAGAGGAAGAUGUCAGCAUUACUUCAAACUUAUCAUCAAUUGAUUCUUUCUAUACCAUGGUUCAAGAUCAGUUAAGGAACAGCUACCAGAUUGGCUAUGAUGGCUCCCUCAGAAUUAUCUAUGCCAGUGGCAUGGAUUCACACUACCAAACAGAACCGCAUGUUUUAGCUGGCACAGCCAAUCCAACAGUAGCAAAAAGAAACAUGACUCUUCCAGGAGAGAAUGGACAGAACUUAGUAGAAUGGAGAUUCCGAAAAGAACAAGCCCAGGGAAAAGUCAAUGUGUUUGGCCGAAAGCUAAGGGUUAAUGGCAGAAACCUCCUUUCAGUCGACUUUGAUCGAACCACAAAGACAGAAAAGAUCUAUGAUGACCACCGUAAAUUUCUGCUGAGGAUUGCCUACGACACAUCAGGGCAUCCAACUCUCUGGCUGCCAAGCAGCAAGCUGAUGGCUGUCAAUCUUACCUAUUCAUCUACAGGUCAAAUUGGCAGUAUUCAGCGAGGAACCACUAGUGAAAAAGUAGACUAUGAUGGGCAGGGAAGGAUUGUAUCUAGAGUAUUUGCUGAUGGAAAAACUUGGAGUUACACCUAUCUGGAAAAGUCAAUGGUCCUCCUGCUUCAUAGCCAACGGCAGUACAUCUUUGAAUAUGAUCUGUUGGAUCGGCUUUCUGCCAUCACCAUGCCCAGCGUUGCUCGUCAUACCAUGCAAACCAUUCGUUCCAUUGGCUAUUACCGGAACAUAUACAACCCCCCUGAAAGCAACGCCUCCGUUAUCAUGGACUACAAUGAAGAGGGACAGCUCCUUCAAACAGCUUUCUUGGGUACAAGCCGAAGAGUCUUGUUCAAAUACAGAAGGCAGACGAAGCUCUCAGAAAUUUUGUAUGAUAGUACAAGAGUCAGUUUUACUUAUGAUGAGACAGCAGGUGUUCUGAAAACGGUAAACCUCCAGAGUGAUGGUUUUAUCUGCACCAUUAGAUACAGGCAAAUCGGCCCAUUGAUUGACAGGCAGAUUUUCCGCUUUAGUGAAGACGGAAUGGUAAAUGCUCGAUUUGACUACAGCUAUGACAAUAGCUUCAGAGUAACUAGCAUGCAAGGUGUCAUCAAUGAAACCCCAUUGCCUAUUGAUCUCUACCAGUUUGACGAUAUCUCUGGUAAAGUUGAGCAGUUUGGAAAAUUUGGAGUUAUAUAUUAUGAUAUUAACCAGAUAAUUUCCACAGCUGUAAUGACUUACACAAAACACUUUGAUGCUCAUGGCCGCAUCAAAGAAAUUCAGUAUGAAAUCUUUAGGUCGCUAAUGUACUGGAUUACAAUUCAAUACGAUAACAUGGGGCGAGUGACUAAAAGAGAAAUUAAAAUUGGGCCAUUUGCCAACACCACCAAAUAUGCUUAUGAAUAUGAUGUUGAUGGUCAGCUCCAGACAGUUUAUCUAAAUGAAAAAAUCAUGUGGCGAUACAACUAUGAUUUAAAUGGCAACCUCCAUUUGCUCAACCCUAGUAACAGUGCCCGUUUGACCCCACUUCGCUAUGACCUGAGAGACAGAAUCACUCGACUAGGCGAUGUUCAGUACCGAUUAGAUGAAGAUGGAUUCCUGCGUCAGAGGGGUACUGAGAUCUUUGAAUACAGCUCAAAGGGCCUUCUCACUAGAGUUUACAGCAAAGGCAGUGGGUGGACAGUGAUAUACCGUUACGAUGGACUAGGACGACGGGUUUCCAGUAAAACUAGCCUCGGACAGCACCUCCAGUUUUUUUAUGCAGACCUUACUUAUCCAACCAGGAUAACUCAUGUAUAUAACCAUUCAAGCUCUGAGAUCACUUCUCUUUACUAUGACCUGCAAGGGCACCUUUUUGCCAUGGAGAUUAGCAGUGGGGAUGAGUUUUAUAUUGCCUCAGACAACACUGGGACACCACUGGCUGUUUUUAGUAGCAACGGUCUGAUGCUUAAACAAAUUCAGUACACUGCUUAUGGCGAGAUCUAUUUUGACUCCAACCUUGACUUUCAGUUGGUAAUAGGAUUCCACGGAGGCUUGUAUGACCCAUUGACCAAACUAGUCCAUUUUGGAGAAAGAGAUUAUGACAUAUUGGCAGGCCGCUGGACUACACCUGACAUUGAAAUCUGGAAAAGAAUUGGGAAAGAUCCAGCUCCUUUUAACCUCUACAUGUUUAGAAAUAACAAUCCAGCCAGUAAAAUACAUGAUGUGAAGGAUUAUAUCACAGAUGUUAACAGCUGGCUGGUGACAUUUGGCUUCCAUCUGCACAAUGCCAUACCUGGUUUCCCUGUUCCCAAAUUUGAUUUGACAGAGCCUUCGUAUGAACUUGUGAAGAGUCAGCAAUGGGACGAUAUACCACCAAUUUCUGGAGUGCAACAACAAGUGGCAAGGCAAGCAAAGGCUUUCCUGUCCCUGGGAAAGAUGGCAGAAGUUCAAAUUAGUAGACCCAAAUCCAGUGGAGAGAAGUCAUGGCUGUGGUUUGCGACAGUGAAGUCUCUGAUUGGGAAAGGGGUUAUGCUUGCUGUCAGUCAAGGGAAAGUGCUGACUAAUGUGCUCAACAUUGCAAAUGAGGACUGCAUAAAAGUGGCAGCUGUUCUGAACAAUGCCUACUACCUGGAGAACUUGCAUUUCACCAUUGAGGGGAAGGACACUCACUAUUUCAUCAAGACCACCUCCCCGGAGAGCGAUCUCGGCACCUUGAGGCUGACAAGUGGGCGCAAAGCCCUGGAAAAUGGCAUCAACGUAACCGUUUCCCAGUCCACCACGGUCGUGAAUGGCAGGACUCGUAGGUUUGCCGAUGUCGAAAUGCAGUAUGGUGCGUUAGCUCUUCACGUCCGCUAUGGCAUGACGCUCGAUGAGGAGAAGGCACGAAUAUUGGAGCAGGCUAGGCAAAGAGCUCUGUCCAAUGCCUGGGCUAGGGAACAACAAAGAGUAAGAGAUGGAGAGGAAGGUGCCAGGUUAUGGACCGAAGGGGAAAAGAGGCAGCUGCUAAGUGCUGGAAAGGUACAAGGAUAUGAUGGGUACUAUGUACUCUCUGUGGAGCAAUACCCUGAAUUAGCAGACAGCGCUAACAAUAUACAGUUCCUUAGACAAAGUGAGAUAGGAAAGAGGUAA